AUGCUCCAAAUCCGACCCCAAUCCAGCAUCAAGGAGCAUUGCUUCCAGCUGCGGCUGCGCUGGCCCGACAGUCCCGCGCGUCUCGUGUGUCGCGAGGUGGACUAUUACAACGAGCUCAUCGCGCACGGCCGCAAGACCCAAGCCCCAUUCCCGUACCACCUGGCGGACUACAUCUGCCGUGUGCUGCGCAUCUCCCCCUUCCGCUACUAUAGCGACCUGCUGCUCGACGUCAUGAAGCAAGAGAAGUCCUACGACACAAUUCCCAACUUCACAGCAGCGGAUGCACUGAGGGAGACGGGCAUCGGGCGCAACCAGUUUAUUGACAUCAUGAACCGCGCCCGCGCCAAGCUGAUGUGGAGGGUGAACCGCGGAAUAGUGAAGGACAUGCUGCCAUUGGAGCCAGUGCCCUUCCCCAUCCAGCCCUGGUGGCUCGUCUGCGUCGUCAACCUCACUGCUGACGAGUACAGAAGGCUGACAGAGGAUGAGCUGAGUGUGAUAGAGCGCGGCGGGCACGAGGGAGACUGCAUGGCGGGCGAGUUUGACGACGACCUCGUGCGCGCGCUGCACUGCAAGGGGCUUGUCUACCUUGACGUCCCCGUCUACCCCAACGACCGCUUCCGUGUGUCAUCGCUGGAGGGCUUUGUGUCCAACAGGAACCAGCAAGGCGAGGACGCUUCUGAAAAGUACCUUUCGGUGUUACCGCAGCCCAUCUGCACAGUCAGUGCUAUAUAUGAGAACACCUCCAUCCGCUCAGUGACUGAAGCUUCUCUCUCCUCCUUCCUUCCCCACUGCCCCAGGCUGCUCUACUCUCUCUUCGUCACAGCCAGCGAGCAGGCAACAGUGCACGAGAUGGCACUCACCCUCCAAGCAGACGUGCGGCAGCUAGGAGCCGCCAUCUCCCUCGCAUGCCGCCUGGGGUGGGCGGAGAAGGUCCUGGACCUGCACUCGCUCCUGGACCACAUGGACAUGGGGGGGGACGCGGACACCAGCGAUGGGGGCCUCGGCACUGAGGGGUUCGGUGCUGGAGACGGGGGGUUGGGUGCGGGGAUGGGGGGAGGGGAGGGGGGGUUGGAGGGAGUGGGGGGCGGGCAGGUAGUGGGGUGGAAGAAGAUGGAGUCGGUGGGGUGGGGGGAGGGCGGGGGGGCGGAUCGGUUGAGGAUAGCGCUCAUGGUGGACGCCAACCUCACGUCCUUCCUCAUGAUGGGCUCCUUUUCCUCUGAGGUGCCUCAAAAGGCGCUCAUGGUGGAUGCCAACCUCACGUCCGUCCUUCCUCAUGAUGGGCUCCUUCUCCUAUGGACCCCGCUUCCCUACCCCUCCCUUGUGCCCCUGCCCCUCUCAGAGCUGAAGCAGCAUGCAGUGACGCUGUUUGAGGGGGGAAAGCUGUCAGAAAGGAGUGUGGCAGAGCUGUGUGGGGAGCUGAGAGCGGUGGAGAAGACAAGACACAGCUGGAGGGCGAGCUGCACAGAUGCUUUUGAGUCGACUCAAAGGCAGAGCUGUGUGGGGAGCUGA
Messenger RNA from Closterium sp. NIES-65, 1509 nucleotides. The record is from the annotation of a GenBank genome assembly. NCBI's taxonomy places the organism in Eukaryota, Viridiplantae, Streptophyta, Zygnematophyceae, Desmidiales, Closteriaceae.